AUGGUCGAAAAUCAGCUCCCUCGUCCGAUCCCGUUGGAGACGUUUAGCUUUGAGUCGGCAGUGGUGGCCGAGUCAUCAUCGACAGCGGCCAUCGCCACGGGGGCGAUUGCCCACCGCCAUAAACACUCGUCUAUCAACACUCAAACAGAUGAGGUGCUGUCCUCGGAAUUGAUGUAUGGCAAGGAGAAGGACCCGGCCAAUUUCCCCGACGGCGGCGUGCUGGCGUACCUGGUAUUGUUCGGGUCGUUUUGUGGCUUGUUCACCGCAUUUGGCGUGGCUAAUUCCGCAGGUCCCAUCGAGUCGUACAUCAAAAGCCACCAGUUGGCAGGCGUCGACCAGACGCUGAUCUCAUGGGUGUUCUCGUUACACAUGGCCAUCUUAUAUUUUGGUGGGGUGGUCUUUGGCCCCAUGUUCGAUAGGUUUGGCGCUAGAUUACCGUUAUUUAUUGGCCUGGUGCUCACCACGGGGGGUCUCUUGCUGUUGGCUCAGCUGACCAAAUUAGUCCAUUUCAUCAUGUCCUACGGGGUGUGUACUGCCCUUGGGUGUCUGAUUAUGAUGCUGCCGACGGUAGGAGCCAUCUCUCAUUGGUUUCUUCGAAAACGGGCAAUGGCAUCAUCGGUGGCCACCAUGGGAGGCUUGGUAGCGGGGGCAGUGUUCUGUGCCACCUUACCUAAACUCUACGAGACUAUCGGCUACGCCUGGGCCAUCAGAACCAUCGCCUUAAUCUGCUGUGGCAGUCUGAUCCUCUCAGUGAUCUUUUGUAAAGAAAGAGUGUUAAUGACUCCCUCGGAAAACCAACCACCACAAUCAAGACUUAAGCUGUUCCUCAACUUUGUUCGCAACUUAUUGGACUUGUCGUUACUCACAAACAAGCAGUUCUUGUUCCUCGCCGCCGCCUCGGGGCUCGCCGAAAUCGUGUGUAUGCUGACGCUCACCUACUUGUCUUCGUACGCCAUCAACCACGGCGUGUCGUUUUCUGCCGCCAGUUUGUUGAUUACCAUCGUCACCGUGAGUGGCAUUCCUGCCCGGAUAGUCUCAGGGUGGAUGGCGGAUCGGUGGGGCCGGUUCAAUAUGAUGUUGGCCAACGCGAUCCUUUCGACGCUCGUCAUCUUCGCUCUCUGGUUCCCAGCCAAGGGUUCGGUGGCGUUUCUCUAUGUGUUUGGCGUGUUCUUCGGGAUAUUCUCCUCGGCAGUAGUGCUGCUUAUCCCCGCCUGUGCUGGGCAGAUUUGCAGCGCCGACAACUUCGGGAAAGUGUACGGCACCUUAUACUUUGUGUUGGCGUUUGUCAUCAUGGUGGGGAUGUACUUGGCGUCGGUGGUAAUCAGCUAUGGCUCCGAGAUCGACUACGGUCAUUUGGUGUUGUAUGAGGGUGGCAUCAGUGCUGGCUCUGCCGUGGCGUGGUUGCUUGCCCGCUGGCUGGUGGUGGGCUGGAACUGGUGCAAGUUUUAG
This is a messenger RNA of Diutina rugosa, 1449 nucleotides long. RefSeq lists its product as uncharacterized. Gene Ontology annotation, biological process: transmembrane transport. Gene Ontology annotation, molecular function: transmembrane transporter activity. Lineage: Eukaryota; Fungi; Ascomycota; Pichiomycetes; Serinales; Debaryomycetaceae. Gene Ontology annotation, cellular component: fungal-type vacuole membrane. The coding region runs from base 1 to 1449 and encodes 482 amino acids. The record is from RefSeq and is a predicted model, not a curated record. The transcript has a single exon.